AAUUUGCAUGAUUAUCAACUUGCUAGAGAUAGGAGUAGAAGGGCUAUCAGGAGAACUGCUGAUAGUAUGCCUGAUUAUGCUUUCAUUGUGCAUGAUACUUCUAUGUUUGCAUUUUCUGUGUUUGAAUCCCUAGAGCUGAAUGAACCCAAGACCUACCGUGAAGCCUCAGGUUCCAAAGAGUCUCAGAAAUGGAUUAGUGCCAUGAAAAGUGAGAUGGACUCUUUGAGAGUGAACCAGACUUGGACCCUUGUACCUAGACCCCUCAACUGUUCGGUAGUUGAGUGUAAGUGGUUGUUUAAGGUUAAGGAAGAACCUAGUGAUGUUAGGUUUAAGGCUAGGUUGGUUGCGAAGGGGUUUACUCAAAAAGAGGGGGUAGAUUAUGCAGAAAUCUUUGCUCCUGUUGUUAAAUUCACCACUAUUCGUAUGAUGCUUGCUUUAGUUGCUCACCAUGACUGGGAAAUGAAACAAAUGGAUGUAACUACUGCAUUUUUGCAUGGUGAAUUGGAUAAAACAAUUUAUAUGACCCAGCCUGAGGGCUUUGUGGAUCCCAAGAGAAGUGAGAAUGUAUGUUUGCUUAGGAAGGAUUUGUAUGGCCUGAAGCAAUCCCCUAGGUAGUGGAACAUCAAAUUUGAUAAAUGCAUGAUAUAUUUGAAGUUCAAAAAAUCUAUUUGUGAUCAUUGCCUGUAUUUCAAAAAUACUUCUUCUGUGCCUGUAUUUUUGUUACUCUAUGUGGAUGACAUGCUGAUAAUUAGUCCUUCUCUGAAUGCUAUUAAAGAUGUGCAAAAAUGUCUUUGUGCGAAUUUUGCCAUGAAAGACCUAGGUGAUGCCAAGAGGAUCCUAGGCAUAAACAUUGUUAGGGAUAGGAGUAAGCGUACUCUCACUUUGAAUCAGAUUUCUUACAUAGAAAAAGUUUUGAGUAAAUUUAAUAUGUUAUCUGCUUCUCCUGUUAAUAUCCCGCUAUGGCAUCUCACUUUGUGUUAAGUAAGGAUCAGUCUCCCAAGACUGCUCCUGAAAUUGAGAAAAUGAAAUCUGUGCCUUAUUCCAGUGCAAUAGGGUCGGUGAUGUAUCUUAUGGUUAGCACUAGACUUGAUAUUGCAUAUGCGGUUAGUUGCUUGAGUAGAUAUAUGUCCAACCCUGGUUUGCCCCAUUGGAAUGCUCUUAAGUGGUUGCUUAGAUAUCUGAUUUCUACUGUGAAGCAUGGAUUAAUUUUCUCUAAAUGUGCUAGUGGUAUUGAAUUGAUUGGUUAUGUUGAUUCUAACUAUGCAAAUGAUAGAGAUAACAGGAAGUCGACCACUUCUUAUGUUUUUACUUUGUGUGGCUCUUGCAUUAGUUGGAAGUCUCAACUACAGCCUAUUGUGGCCCUUUCUACCACUGAGUCCGAGUAUGUUGCAGCCACAGAAGCGUUUAAGGAAGCCAUCUGGCUCAAACGCCUUGUCUCCGAAAUUGGGUUUCUCAAAAAGGGAGUUACCAUUUUCUCAGAUAGCCAAUCGGCUAUCCAACUUUGCAAAAAUCCUGUAUUUCAUGAUAGAACUAAGCAUAUUGAUGUUAGGUUCCAUUUCAUACGUGAUAUUGUUGAUGCAGGUGGAGUCAAGCUGUGCAAGAUCCCGUCGGAGUUUAACCCCGCGGAUAUGGGUACCAAGUGUCUUUCUGCUGAGAAGCACUUGUCCUGUAAACGCGUGUUAAACUUUGACUGUGGAUAACUGUGGGUUGCCUAAUUAAGUGUUUGCCCGUUGUGUCUUUUGAUAUUCCGGGUGACCCGGCGAUGAUGAGUCUUAUCACAACUUUGUAUUGUUACUCUACACCACCUAGGACCAAUAAGGUGGAGAAUGUUGGAGGUAUUGGUCCUACCAAGGCCUCCCUUCCACUUUAUUUGUUGAGGCUUGCACACUCUAUUUUUACUCUCCCUUGGAUACCUUUUCUUUGGUAUAUAUCCUGAUCAAAUAUAUACCUAGUUUGAGUGGUUGACUUACCCACUUGGCUGGCCCCCUUUGUGUGCUGUCCGCUGCAUCCAUCUUUGUCUUGGCUUAACAUGUGACUUUCCUUGUCUAAGUAGCAUGUGAGUGUCUUUUGUUUUGACCUCACCCGUGACUCCCUUUGGCAACCUAUUUGUAUCCUCUGCUUCUUCCCUUGUUGAGCAGCCUGCGUGAGUGUUGUAUCCCAGACUGCAGAGCUCCCUUUCUUCCUCCUUUGUGUGAGAAUAGAUAGGUCCUUAGUGGAGAGUAAUAUUUGGGUGUGCUAUAGCUUCCUCUUAGUGUGGUGUGUGAGAGUGUGUGUUGAAAGAGCUGAGCCGGAGACGGAUAUACGAUCCUUACAAAGAGCAUUAUUGGCUCACAACUACAUCUAUAACACUUACAAUACAAAACUCUUCUCACUCUAGCUGCAGUGACACUAGUGCAAAAUACAUGUUCUAUAACUAACGAUUCGUAUGGGUUAGAAAAGAACCGUUAUGGUAUGAAGGCGCGGAGUCUAAUUCAUAAAUAAUGAAACAUUCAUGUCACUUUUGUACGUAGUAGUUGAAGAUUAAAAAUUUCAUUUAUAACGGUUGCUGGAAAAGCUGACAUAGAAAGCCAAAAUGGGGUUAUAUUUACAAUUUUCUUAAAAUGAGAUUUGAUUCGGGGUCUUUUUCAUGAAUUUGAAAAAUACUCUUCUAUGUCCGUUCAUAUUAGACCCUCAUAGAAAGUGUUGGGGAGUAAAUUUUACGGAGUAUUUGUCCAGACCAACAUCACUUCAGAGCAGCUAUAUACGGAGUACCAAAUAUUAACCCUAAUCGACUAAAGACAGCCGCUCCACCAUCGCCGCUCCACCUCUGCCGCUCCACCUCCGCCGCUCCACCUCAGCCACUCCACCUUCGCCGCUCCAUCAUCGCUGCUCUUCCAUGGUGCUCUAUUUCACUAUUCGCGCAUAUGUCCUUCGCCGCCGGAUUUUCAUCACCUACAACCGCUCCAUAUUCUAUCGCGAGUCCGCCAUCCUCCACCAUAUCUAGUUAGAUGGAAGCUAUUCUAAAGAUGGAGAAACAGUGAUAAUGGGGAGAUGACAUCAGUUGUCCAAAACAAGGGAGGUAGAACCAAAGCUCCCUUUGAAUAUGUGUGUGAAUUGUUUAGAAGACAAAUAGAUUCUUUCCCAGGUAUUAAAUGUUCAAGAUCUUUUCACUCAACGUGAUGAUGCUGACAAGACGUGAGAGCAGUGGGCAUCGUCUGUUAUAGUAUUUUUAUUGGAUGUUAUUAGCAUCAUGUCUUCAACUAUCUGUAAUAAAAGUAUAUGUUGAAUACUAGUGGUAGAAUAUGAGGGAUUAUGGGAAUAUUGUAUUUUUACUUCGUAC
Messenger RNA from Cuscuta epithymum, 3319 nucleotides. The record is from the annotation of a GenBank genome assembly. NCBI's taxonomy places the organism in Eukaryota, Viridiplantae, Streptophyta, Magnoliopsida, Solanales, Convolvulaceae.